AUGGCCCAAAACCAGGCCUCCUCUCGUGGACUUUUACAAGUUUUACCUUUUUCUUUCAUCUUUCUCGUGCCUUAUAGUUCUAGGACAUUGGCGACCAUCGACCGCCACAAAACCCGAUCUUUAACACUUGUAAGAGUUGAAAUGUGCGUGAAAAAUAUGGCGACCCCAAACGCCAGAGGUGCUCAAAAGAGGAAGGCCUGCACAAAUAAAGAAAUAGAAAUUAAGAAUGUUAUUGGAAAAUGUCAAAAAUUUAGCGAUUUUUUUCAUGUCACUACUUUUGAUGAUAAAAAAGUGUUGGAUCAGUGUGAUAAAAAAGAUUAA
This is a messenger RNA of Helobdella robusta, 321 nucleotides long. RefSeq lists its product as hypothetical. The record is from RefSeq and is a predicted model, not a curated record. Lineage: Eukaryota; Metazoa; Annelida; Clitellata; Rhynchobdellida; Glossiphoniidae. The transcript is spliced from 2 exons. Bases 1 to 321 code for a protein of 106 amino acids.